CGUAAACUUACGGUCAACCACCUGAAUCUCGCGAGAGGUAUGAAUCAAAUAAUUAAUCCCCUUUGUGACAUCUGCAGAAAUUCUUACCCUUCUCAUUCCUGGUAAAUCGAACCAAAUUCCGAACCUCACCCAGUCUUGUUGCUUGGUUUGUUUGUGAAAAUGGGAGUCCAUUUUCGGGUAUCGUCGUCAUUAUCGUAUAAAAAGGCGCACUUCCAGACUGAUUCUCAUUCACUCGAGUCACUUCCCUUUUAUACUUCCAAUGGCAGUCAAGAAAGCCGAGAUUGCUGCUGUUAAGAAACAGAUUCUCGCACUCGUUGAAGUCGUCGAACGAGACACGACCCUAGUCGUAGACAAAGACGACAUCCUUAAGAACCUCCAGAGUCUCCUUACUUCGCUCGGUGAUCUGACAUUCAUUGGCCGGAUCAGAACGCGCUUUCAUGCAUGGAUUCGGAAUAAGCUAGCGCAAGUUCCAAAUACUGUGCCAACCAUAGAAACGGUACGAACUACGUUAGCUAUAAUCGAACGGGAUUACGAGGAUGCGUCCAAUGCGUCUAAACUAGAGGCGGCUCAGCAACAAUUAUUGGCUGGAUAUUUGCCAGCAGAUAACGCACAAUCUUCAAUAAACUCACUGCAGGAUUCUACCAGAAACACAGUAUCGCCAGCAAGCUCCUUAGGAUAUUCCGGAGGCGGUGCAGGGCAGCCAGCAGGACACUAUGCAUCCUCUAAUCCUUCCAUUGCAUCACUUCGCAGCUCAAGUCACUAUCAACCCUCGAGAUCUUCCCAUUAUUCCAGCACUCCACCGACAUCACGGCAUACCUCAGAUGAUAUUCCGGGGACAUUGUCGUCUAUGUCAUUUGCCGCCAAUAGCCAGUACGCCUCGUCCGGUCUGGGCGCGUCUGCAAGAACGUCUGCUUCUAUUGUACCUUCCAUAACAUCUGCUCAUUCUGGAAACGGAACGUCCUCGACCAUGAAUAGUUAUAGCUAUACGCCUGGUUCCACGACCUUGUACGUGUCAUACUUAUCUCCAAUAUCUCACACCAUUCGACCUUGUGCUUCCAAAGGCCCCAUCUCUCCCACGGAAACCCUGCCACCAUAGACAACAACACCUUUGGGUAGGUUCCAUGUAUUCCCACCGACAAUCCAAUGCUUAUAUCCUAUUCGCAGGGCCAUCCCAUCCUCCGUCCUACAACGGUCCGCACAGUGAGUCAAACUUGUCAGUCUAUCAACAUCACUCAUUGAUAUCUGCAACCAAUCGUACAGUCCUGCCCGCGACAGACCUCGCCACAUUGAAGCUCUGCAAGCGGCGUAAGUCCUAAUAAUAAUAUGGCAUCCGUGCUGAAAACGAUUGCGUUUUCAGUUACGCGCAGGCGC
This is a messenger RNA of Guyanagaster necrorhizus, 1371 nucleotides long. RefSeq lists its product as uncharacterized. Bases 260 to 1096 code for a protein of 278 amino acids. Lineage: Eukaryota; Fungi; Basidiomycota; Agaricomycetes; Agaricales; Physalacriaceae. The transcript is spliced from 4 exons. The record is from RefSeq and is a predicted model, not a curated record.